This is a messenger RNA of Oncorhynchus kisutch (coho salmon), 7462 nucleotides long. RefSeq names its product eukaryotic translation initiation factor 4 gamma 1. Bases 1217 to 6091 code for a protein of 1624 amino acids. The record is from RefSeq and is a predicted model, not a curated record. Gene Ontology annotation, molecular function: protein binding; translation initiation factor activity; mRNA binding. Gene Ontology annotation, cellular component: eukaryotic translation initiation factor 4F complex. Lineage: Eukaryota; Metazoa; Chordata; Actinopteri; Salmoniformes; Salmonidae. The transcript has 29 exons.
AUGCGACUUACCAGGCGCACCGUCCGGCCGGCUCCAGCGGACGAGAAUGCAUCGCAACAUGGCCUCGCUGUAAACCGAACGAAACCCCAGUAGAUUGUGUAUUUGACCGGCAAUCCGUCACCAUCGGCGCCUUGAUCAUGGACCUCCGGUCCAGAGGCUUUUUCCGGAGGCAUUGGAGUUGUGAAUAAUAAUCUUCAAGUGCUAUAUUAAUACAUUUUAUGCCCUACUCACUUUUGCACGCUCCAUGGAUUUAAAGAACAAGUGACAGCAAUAGCACUCACCCCAAUAAGGGCACCACUUUCCAUUUGGAGGAGAGGACAAGAAACUACACUCCAAUUUUUAAGUAACGGACGAUCGGGUGUAAUAUAUAUUUUCCACUGUUGAUUCCAGUCUUCGCUCAUAUCCCUCACAGACACAAUUCAUAACCGAUCGGCUGGCAAGUCAGCGCCACCCUAAUGCAGAACCAAGUGAAAUGAACAAACCACCGCAGCCUAUAACGGGACCCACCUCUGUCCCACACCCCUCCCCCUCCCCUGGACUGACACAGGCUGCCUAUGCCCCAGGUCAGCCCCCUUCUCUCGUCUUCGCCACCCCACCACCUCAACAAAUGAACUCUUCACCGCAACCGCGACAGCCCUACUAUGCCAACAGGGCCACCAUGUCCACCAGUGCCCCCCGGGUCCAGACCAGCAGCGGGCCUCGUCCGGUGGGUCCCACCCACGUCUACCAGCCCAGCUCCCAGAUGAUGAUGAUCCCUGGGCAGCAGCUGUCCUUUGCUGGCUCCCCUCAGGGCUACUUCAUCCCCCCUGGACAGGUGCCACAACCGGUCAUGAUGACUUUAUGUUAAUGGUUAACUUCACUUGAAUAUAGGGUUGCAAGAUUCCAUAAAAUUCACAGCUUUCUGGAAUGUCGUGGAAGUUUUGGGAAUUUUAAAAUGUAAAUCGUAUAACACCUCUCGUUAAGUAUUCCAGCACAAAAAAGUCUAAAAUCAACAUAGUGUUGUAGCUAUACCGAAACGCAGCAAACAAGAAGCUUGACCCCUUUAGGACAGGUAACUCAGUCCUAUACCUUUAAACAAACAAGAAGCCUGACCCCUUUAGGACAGGUAACUCACAGUCCUAUACCUUUAAACAGUUCUAAGUGUCCAGUCUGCCCCCCCCCCCCCCCCCCCCCCUCUCUCUCUCUCUCUCUCUCUCUGUAGUACCGGGCUCCCUACAUGCCACCCAGUCCACAAUACCCCGUGACCAGUGGCACGGCAGGCUUCUACCCAGGAACCAGCCCGGCUGAAUACCCCACCUAUGCAGGUGCCUACUACCCAGCCCAGCCGCAGUACAGCCACACACCCCCUGUCCAAACGGCGCCUGUCAUGAUAAGCCCCGCCCAGCCCCAGCAACAGGCCCUGCCCCCUCAGCCGCCGCCGAGCCAACCACUGGCACCCAAGAGGGAGCGCAUAGCGAUCAGAAUACGAGACCCCAACCAGGGGGGCCGCGAUAUCACAGAGGAGAUCAUGUCCGGGGGAAGGGCCACCUCCACCCCCCCAUCACAGUCCUCCACUACAGAGGGAGAAGGUCUUUCCCAGACCAACGGAGAAGUUACAAAGCCCGUCACCAUGAUGACGAGAACAGAUGAUAACACGGAACCUGCAGAAACAAUGGCCGCCAUGACCCCGCCUCCUGCGUUGGUGACCCCAGAGCCUGCCACCGCCACCGUCUCAACUGAGGCCAAGCAGGAAAAAGAUAGCCAGGCAGCCCCACCUACCAAACAGGUCGUCAGCCAAUCGACUGUCCCCACGGCUGCGGGGAAGGCCGAGGAAGCCAUUCCGCCAGAGGAAGACCAGGCCCCUCCCCCAUCCCCCUCGCCCCCGGCAGCUCCUACCUCCCCUCCCCCUGCAGAGGUGCAGACACCACCCCCCAUCACCACCAUCGCUCAGGUCAGUGACACGGUGGAUGCCGGUGUGACCCUGGCGGGAAAGGCAGUGACUCCUGAAGCUCCUCCCAUUGAGGAAGAGCCUUCGGCCGCCCUAGCAGCCGUCGAGAAGCCUCCUGCUCUGGUAGCGGAGAAAGAGGAGGCAGAGAAUAAAAAGGAAGAAGUAGUGGUGGAGGAGGAGAUUGUAGAGAAGGUAAAGGAGGAGCCUGUGCUUACCACCAAGCCAGAGGUAGUGGCGCCUGUUACGGUGGCGGUCGCUAAAGAACACACUAAGCCCGCACCACGACCUUUGACCCCCGUUGCCACAGCAACGAUCAAACACUCUGCCCCGGCUGUGAAGCCGGUGGUGUCUGUGGAAGCUCCCACUAAAACUGAGAGCGUGGUCGAGCCGACAGCGCCGAAACAGGAAACUGCUGUGCCCGUGUCUGCCCCCGUUCCUGCCGUCACUCCCUCUGUCCCGGAGGCAGAGCCCGCCAUGGCCCAGAAGAGCGAGGCGCAGACGCCCCUGUCCAACGGCCUCCCCCAGGAGUACCCCGACGAGGUAGACGCCCCCGUGCCCGCACAAGAGCGAACUGCAAUGCCCAACACCGAGCCUGCCGUUCCCACACCUCAGGAAACUGCUACCCUUGCAGAUGCUGCCGUGGCAGAGGAGGGGGAGAAAGAGGAAGAUGCAGCCACGGUGCCCUUGGCCAGUAGCCCUUCAGAGGACACGUCUAUGCAAGCUGCUGUGUCUGUGCCAAAGAAGAAGAGGAACAUGAAGGAGCUGAACAAGAAGGAGGCCAUAGGAGACAUGCUGGAUGCCUUCAAAGAGGAGAAGGAGGCGGCGGCUGCCCCCGAGCCCUUGUCCACUCUGGCGGAGCCCAGCCCUGUGGCCCCUCCCUCUUUGGUGACUGCCGACGCGCCAGACGAGACGUGGGAGGAGAAGGAGGACAAGCAGAAUGCAGACACGCCCCCGCUCAAACCAGGCGACCUCAAGUACCAGUACAAAGGAGAGCAAUGGAAGCCUAUCGACCCGGAGGAUAAGAAGAGGUACGACAGGGAGUUCCUGCUGGGCUUCCGGUACAUUGGUGCCAGCAUGAACAAGCCCGAAGGCCUGCCUCUUAUCUGCGAUGUGGUGUUGGAUAAGGCCAAUAAGACCCCCAUGCGCCCAGCGGAGCCGGGUCGCAACAUGAUGAACGCCGGGCCAGACUUCACCCCCGCCUUCAUGGGUAACCUGGGCAGACAGUCCUCCGGAGGUGGGGGAGGGGGACCACGGGGCCCUGGAAGGGACCAUAUGGGACCCCCAGGACCCCGGCGCUCCCAGCAGGGCCAGCGCAAGGAGCCCCGAAAGAUCAUCAUCUCCUCAUCGCUAGGCGGCGACGUGGAGCUCAACAAGGCAGAGAAGGCCUGGAAGCCCGCGGUGAAGAUGGCGGGGAGCCGCGGGACCGGCCCCGAGGAGGAGGAGAGCGACGACCCCGAGCAGGCCAAGACCCAGGAGCUGUUCAAGAGGGUCCGCUCCAUCCUCAACAAGCUGACCCCUCAGAUGUUCCAGCAGCUGAUGAAACAGGUCACAGAGCUGACCAUCGACACGGAGGAGCGGCUGAAGGGAGUGAUCGACCUCAUCUUUGAGAAGGCCAUCUCCGAGCCCAACUUCUCCGUGGCCUACGCCAACAUGUGCCGCUGUCUUAUGGGGUUGAAAGUGCCCACCACAGACAAGCCGGGAGUGACUGUGAACUUCCGUAAGCUGCUGCUGAACCGCUGUCAGAAGGAGUUUGAGAAGGACCAGGACGACGACGUGAUCUUUGAGGCCAAACAGAAGGAGAUGGAGGCCGCAAAAGAGGAGGAGAAAGCCGGUCUGAAGGCGGAGCUGGAGGAGGCGAAGGACAAGGCGCGCCGGCGGUCGCUGGGUAACAUCAAGUUCAUCGGCGAGCUGUUCAAGCUGAAGAUGCUGACGGAGGCCAUCAUGCACGACUGCAUCGUCAAGCUGCUGAAGAACCACGACGAGGAAUCGCUGGAGUGCCUCUGUAGACUGCUGUCCACCAUCGGCAAGGACCUGGACUUUGAGAAGGCCAAGCCCCGUAUGGACCAGUACUUUGCCCAGAUGGACAAGAUCAUCAAGGAGAAGAAGACCUCGUCCAGGAUCCGCUUCAUGCUGCAGGACGUCAUCGACCUCAGACGGAGUGGCUGGGUGCCCCGGCGAGGGGAGCAAGGCCCGAAGACCAUAGACCAGAUCCACAAGGACGCUGAGCGAGAGGAGCAAAUGCAGCUGGUCAAGGUCCAACAGCAGUUUAUGUCAAGGAAUGACAGUGGUGGUGGUGGAGGAGGUGGUGGUGGUGGAAGAGGAGGUGGUGGUGGUGGUGGUGGAGGAAGAGACGGCAGGGGGGGAGACCGAGACAGAGGAGGAAGGGAUCAGGGGGGCCGUGGGGGCCAGCACGGCGGCCAGGGGGCUAGGGGCAGCCAGCCCCAGGACGAAGGCUGGAACACAGUGCCUAUCUCCACCAAGAACAGACCCAUCGAUACCAGCCGGCUCAGCAAGAUCACCAAGCCUGGUGCUCUGGACUUCAACAACCAGCUCCUUGCGCCCCAGCUCGGGGGUAAGGGCAUGUGGGGCAGCUGGGGCAAGGGCAGCAGUGGAGGCACCACAGGAGCCAAGCCUGCCGCCGGAGCUGAACCGGCAGCGGAGACUGGCCGUCCGGCCACUGGCAACCGUUUCUCUGCCUUGCAGCAGUCUGUUCCACCAGCGUCGUCCUCGGACGCUGACCGCAGGGUACCCCAGAGGUCCAGCUCCAGUCGUGACCGCGGCGGGGACCGGGACAGGUUUGACCGCUUCGAGCGGCGCGACAGUAGUCGCGACGCCCGCCCGCCUGUCACCAAGCGCAGCUUCAGCCGCGAGACAGAGGAGCGUAGGAGUGAUAGUCGCACCCCUACGGAACCCCCCGUCCGGCGCGUAGCCAGCAUGUCUGACGACCGGAACAGAGGCAGCCGUGACCGGGGAGGCAGCGGUAGCCGGGACAGGGCUCCUAGCAAGGAGGCUGUUGUGAAGCGUGAGACAGGCCCCACCCUUCCCCCCGCUGCUCCGGCCAAACCGGCCAUGACCGAGGAGGAGCUGGACAAGAAGUCCAGCGCCAUCAUCGAGGAGUAUCUCCAUCUCAACGACAUGAAGGAGGCGCUGCAGUGUGUAGGGGAGCUGAACAGCGCCCCGCUGCUCUUUGUGUUUGUGCGGAACGGCCUGGAGGACACUCUGGAGCGCAGCGCCAUCGCCAGGGAACGGAUGGGCCUGCUGCUGCACCAACUCCUCAAGGCCGGCACCCUGCCCACAACACAGUACUACAAGGGGCUCCAGGAGAUCCUGGAGGUGGCUGAGGAUAUGGCCAUAGACAUCCCCCACAUCUGGCAAUACCUGGCCGAGCUCAUCACCCCCAUGCUCCAUGACGGAGGCAUCCCCAUGGGACAGCUCUUCAGGGAGAUCUCCAAGCCCCUGGUUCCCCUGGGUAAGGCUGGUCUGCUGCUGGUGCAGAUUCUCAACUUACUCUGCAAAGGAAUGACCCAUAAGAAGGUGGGUGGUCUGUGGACGGAAGCAGGGCUCAACUGGAGAGACUUCCUGCCAGAGGAUGAGGACGUCAAUAAGUUUGUGACUGAACAGAAAAUGGAGUUUACCCUGGGGGAGGAGUCGGAUGAGACCAAUCAGAAGAAGCCCAUGAGCGGGGAGGAGCUUAGCAAAAAUCUGGACAGACUGAUCCAGGACAGGGCUAACAACCAGCGCAUCAGAGACUGGGUCGAGGCCAACCUGGACGAACAGCAGGCGGCUGCCAACCAGUUUGUGCGCGCUCUGAUGACCUCCAUUUGCCAGUCAGCUGUUAUAUGUGAGAACCCGUACAAGGUGGAUGUGGAGCAGAUUACCCAGAGGGCCAAGCUGCUGCAGCGGUACCUGAGUGACGAGCAUAGGGAGCUGCAGGCCCUUUACGCCCUCCAGGCCCUCAUGGUGCACAUGGAGCAACCGGCCAAUCUGCUGCGGAUGUUCUUUGACGCACUGUACGACGAGGACGUGAUCAAAGAGGAGGCCUUCUACAGGUGGGAGUCCAGCAAAGACCCCGCAGAGCAGACCGGCAAGGGCGUGGCCCUUAAGUCGGUCACCGCCUUCUUCACCUGGCUCCGCGAGGCCGAAGAGGAGUCCGACAAGGACUAAAUGUCCUCUCUAAAACCACCACCGCCCUCUAUGGCUAGGGAGGUGUAUUGCAAGGGGAGCCCGAGGAGAGAAUUGGACUCUGUGGCCCUUUUUUUUUAAUGUGGCGGACUGAUAUCGAUCCUCAACAAGGCUUUUUAGAGAGGGACCUGACAUGCAAUCACUUUCUCUCUUCUCUCUCUCUCUCUCGCUCACUUCCUCAUUCUCUUUUCCCUCUUUUGUGAUGGCGUGUGUCCGCCGAAAAUGAAAUAAAUGAUUGAGACGGAUUUUGCUUGUGUAAACGCGUGGAAUAACUACUACGGUCACUGCGUAUAAAACCCUUUUGACUUGUUGUUCUUGAGAAAACAAUGACAAACCAACACGCUGCUCUUUGUGGUUGUAGACAAAAUUAUAUUAUGCAACAUACUAUAUGACACGCAAACGCAUAGGAGACAAGGUGUCAUGUAGCAUGUUUUUCCCUUGGAGUGGGGUAUCAUGCCAUGCGUGUGUGUGACGUCCGAUCGAACACAGAGCUCUGUCUUCUCUUUUUUUGUGUGUGUGUGCGCAGCAUGGUUGAAGUGUGUUUCUUUUAAUGAUGUAGACGAGGUAUGUUUGCUGACCAGCUGACAUCAAGCGUAUGUUGCCGACUAUAGAGGCUCUGAAUGGCUUUCUGAGCGACGGUUCUUUUCCUUAUUUCCACUUCCUGUUUACCGCAGUACUGGGACUUUGAGGACAGAGAAACAAGAUGGGGGAUGGAUUGUGACCUUUGACCAUUAGCCUCUGACCUUGGCUACUGGAGGACGGUGGGGGUCUUCUAUAUGCUUCCUUAAAGCCUACCUUUCACUUCCUCCCCCAGUAGUCAAUCCUGACUGAGAUACUGCGUCUUUUACCUCUCCUGUAGUUACAUGAUGAACUGUUGGGUGCGUUCUCUCUCGACCCCUGUCGAAUGAGAAAACAAACCCCAUAACUAGAGGACUCCUUAAUGACAAAAAUCACCAUUAAAACUUGAAACCUACAGAAAUCAACUUGAUGAAAUAAGAAAAACAGAAAUGAUCCGAAAGCCUUUUCUACUCUAAGUGGAAUCACAUUUCAGGAGCGUUCUGUACAUAUAUAUUAAAGUUGUUUUUUUGGUCAGUUUUAUUUUUCAGAAAUAAUAAAAAAUAAAUGACUGAUGUAAUGUAAACUAUAAAAUGCUGUAUCAUUUUCCAACAGAAGUGGCAGUUUGUCCAGAUGCAGAGAGGGGGGCUUUAGGUCAUCCAUUGAUUUAGUUUUAUUGGACUUUUGUAAAUAUUUUGUUGCUUUCUUUAUUAUUUAAGGAAUUACUGCUUCUUUUUGCAUCAUAAACUGGAAAAGAUGAGGAAACCGAAAAUUGCAAAUAAAAGACUUAUCAAGUUG